Molecule: messenger RNA, 1920 nt
Organism: Sorex araneus (European shrew)
Lineage: Eukaryota; Metazoa; Chordata; Mammalia; Eulipotyphla; Soricidae
Gene: PLCZ1
Product: phospholipase C zeta 1
Exons: 12
Coding region: 1-1920 (639 amino acids)
Biological process (GO): positive regulation of cytosolic calcium ion concentration involved in egg activation; lipid metabolic process; intracellular signal transduction
Cellular component (GO): nucleus
Molecular function (GO): calcium ion binding; phosphatidylinositol-4,5-bisphosphate phospholipase C activity
Source: RefSeq, a predicted model, not a curated record
AUGGCUUUCUGUGAGAAUUUCCUUAACAUCUUUGUGCUUCAUACAUGGUUUUUGUCGAUGGUUACGGAUGAAUUUAAAGGUGGCAAAAUUACAGUAGAAACAGCUCACAAAUUACUUGAAAAAUUACAUAUCCACUGCAGUUUAAGUCACUUCAAACUUAUUUUUAAGGAUAAUGACAGACAGAAACUAGGAAGAAUCACAAUAGAAGAAUUUAGAUCAAUUUAUCGAACUAUUGCACACAGAGAAGAAUUAUUAGAGAUCUUCAAUGCAUAUUCUGAAGACCGAAAAUUUAUUCGUAAUCAUAAUAUGAUAAACUUUUUGACAAAAGAGCAGUACAUACUUGAUGUGAAUGACUCAGUUGUUUAUGAAAUCUUUGAAAAAUAUGAGCCAAUUGAAGAAGUUAAAAAGGAAAAGAAGAUGUCAUUGGAAGGUUUUAUAAGAUACAUGGCUUCAUCUGAAUGUCUGAUAUUCAAUACUAAUUGUCACAAAGUUUAUCAAGAUAUGAGUCAUCCAAUAUCUGAUUAUUUUAUUUCAUCUUCACAUAAUACCUAUUUAAUAUCUGACCAAAUUAUUGGACCAAGUGAUCUUUGGGGAUAUGUGAGUGCUCUUGUGAAAGGAUGCCGCUGUCUGGAGAUCGACUGCUGGGAUGGAUCACAGAAUGAGCCGAUUGUGUACCACGGUUAUACACUCACGAGCAAGAUUCUGUUUAAAACGGUUAUCCAGUCAAUCCAGAAAUAUGCGUUCAUAUCAUCAGAAUACCCAGUGGUGCUCUCGUUGGAAAAUCACUGCUCUCCGCCUCAACAAGAAGUUAUGGCAGAUAACCUGCAGUCUACUUUCGGAGAAGCCUUACUUUGUGACGUACUUGAGGAUUUUCCAGACAGACUACCUUCACCAGAGGCAUUGAAAUUUAAAAUACUAGUUAAAAACAAGAAAGUGGGAACCUUACAGGAAACCCAAGACAGAAAAGGCUCUGAUAAGCAUGGCCAGGUGCAGGAAUAUGGCGAAGAGGAGUAUCCAGACCCCCAAACCUCAUCUUCAGAAACAGUUACAGCUAAGAAAAGCAGUGACGACAUGAAAAAAAGUUCAUCUAUAUUAUCAAUUUUCAAGAAAAAGAGGGUAAAAGUGUCUUUGGCACUCUCUGAUCUUGUCAUUUAUACUAAAGCUGAGAAAUUCAGAAGUUUUCAGUAUUCAAGACAGUUUCAAAAAUUUAAUGAAGCUAAUUCUAUAGAGGAAACUGAAGCCCGAAAACUUUCCAAGUUGAAAGUUCAGGAAUUUAUUUAUCAUACUCAGAUGUUUAUCACCAGAAUAUAUCCCGAUUCAACAAGAACAAAUUCUUCCAAUUUUAAUCCUCAAGAAUUUUGGAAUAUUGGUUGUCAAAUGGUGGCCUUAAAUUUCCAGACCCCUGGUAUGCCUAUGGAUCUUCAAACUGGAAAGUUUUUGGAUAACGGUGGUGCGGGUUAUGUUCUGAAGCCAAAAUUCUUAAGAGAUAAAACGUCAAACUUUGAUCCAAAUAUACCAUUAGCAGACAAUAGUCCUUUUACGGUUACAAUCAGGGUCAUCAGUGGUGUUCAGUUGCUUCCCAAUUUAGCACCAUCCAGUACAGCUAAUGUAUUCGUGAUUAUAGAAGUUUUUGGUGUUCCAAAUGAUGGAAUCAAACAGCAGACUCGUGUAAUUAAAAAAAAUGCUUUCAAUCCAAAAUGGAAUGAAACAUUCACAUUUGUUAUUGGGGUUCCAGAACUGGCUUUAAUCCGUUUCGUUGCUCAAAGUCAAAAUUUAAUAGUCGGAACUGAAUUUCUGGGGCAGUAUACUUUACCCGUUCUAUGCAUGAGCAGAGGUUACCGUCGUGUUCCCCUCUAUUCCAAAGAGGGUAGCAGUCUUGAGCCUGCUUCACUUUUUAUUUAUGUUUGGUACAUCCGGUAG